CAUGAUUCGAACCCAGAAUCCUGAAAGUGCAGGUUUCACACGUUCUUCCUUGAUCAGCCUUCAGGUGGCGGUGUAAUGUUAAUGAACAUAAAAGUAGACGAAGAAGAAGGGGGUCUACACAGCUGAUUGUAGAACAACAUGCGGUUCCGAUUUUGUGGGGAUUUGGACUGCCCAGACUGGGUUUUAGCUGAAAUCAGCACGUUAGCACGAAUAUCAAGCGUCAAGAUGAAACUUCUGUGUGCGCAAGUGAUAAAAGACAUUCUCGACGAAGCCAUUGAUUAUGACAAGGUGGCGAAACUAACCUCUGAUGCAAAAUUUGAGAGUGGCGAUAUUAAAGCCAGUGUCGCUGUGCUGAGUUUUAUUCUCUCCAGUGCAGCAAAGCAUGAUGUUGAUAGUGAAUCUCUGUCCAGUGAACUUCAGCAACUGGGUUUGCCAAAAGAGCACACUACAGGGCUGUGUAAAUCCUAUGAAGACAAACACACUGUCCUGCAGGAGAAGCUAAAGGAGAGCAGUCUACGCUUGGGGCGUCUGGAAGCAGUAAACUGGAGAGUUGACUACCUGCUAAGCUCCAGCGAGCUAAAGGAGGUGAAUGAGCCCUCAGUACAGCUAAAGCUUAAGGCCCAGGACCAAGAGUCUGGUUCCACUGAGACCACUGUAGUCUCAAUCACUGCAGACAAGUUCAGAGUGCUCUUAACAGAACUUAAACAGGCACAAGCUAUGAUGAAUGCACUGCAAUGAGUCCAUCUUGUAUUAUGCUUUUUUCAUUUAUUAUAAAUAUGAAUCAUGUACACUUAGACUAGAAUCUAUCUAAACUGUAGGCUUUCAGUGCCAGUGGAAUUAAUGGGAAGAAGAAAACCUGGUGGUGUAAUUACCAAUUAUAAGGUGCCUCAGGUAUAUAGAUUUAUUCACUAUGAUCAGAUUAAAUCUUUUUUUAAUCAUAAAGUAAAUGUAGAACACUUUAUAUUAGUUGGUUAGGUGUUUCUGUACAAAGAUGUACAGACUAUAAAGCACAUCAAUACAAUACAGAGCUGUACACAGCCGGGUCUUUAACCUAAAGACUGAAAUAAGUUAUAUUACUUGAUCCAUUUUUCUUCAAGUCAUGUUAAGUUUUUUUAUCUUGAAAAUGUUUUGUAUUUUAUAGAUGACUGUUCAUCAAAUAAAUAAUUCAUCAAUAACAUGUUGC
Messenger RNA from Clarias gariepinus (North African catfish), 1183 nucleotides. RefSeq names its product COMM domain containing 4 (gene commd4). The record is from RefSeq and is a predicted model, not a curated record. NCBI's taxonomy places the organism in Eukaryota, Metazoa, Chordata, Actinopteri, Siluriformes, Clariidae. The coding region runs from base 139 to 738 and encodes 199 amino acids. The transcript is spliced from 8 exons.